Messenger RNA from Poeciliopsis prolifica (blackstripe livebearer), 665 nucleotides. RefSeq names its product gamma-crystallin M3-like. Gene Ontology annotation, molecular function: structural constituent of eye lens. The transcript is spliced from 3 exons. Lineage: Eukaryota; Metazoa; Chordata; Actinopteri; Cyprinodontiformes; Poeciliidae. Gene Ontology annotation, biological process: visual perception; lens development in camera-type eye. The coding region runs from base 74 to 610 and encodes 178 amino acids. The record is from RefSeq and is a predicted model, not a curated record.
CUGCUGUGCAAUGUAUAAAAAGGGAAAGGGUCGAUGUUGGUGCGUUGAAUCUCACAAAUAGCUCACAGUUAUCAUGACCAUGGGAAGGAUUAUAUUCUAUGAGGACAGGAACUUCCAGGGUCGCUCCUAUGAGACCAGCAGCGACUGCCCGGAGCUCACCUCCUACCUGAGCAGGUGUAACUCCUGCAGGGUGGAGAGUGGCCUCUUCGUGGUCUAUGAGAAACCCAACUUCAUGGGCCUCCAGAUGCUGGUGAGGAGGGGCGAGUACCCCGACAACCAGCGGCUGAUGGGAAUAAGCACGAGUGAUUGCAUCCGAUCCUGCCGCAUCAUCCCAAUGCAACGAGGACCCUUCCGACUGAGGAUCUACGAGAGGGAGAACUUCGCAGGCCAAAUGCACGAGCUGGUGGACGACUGUGAGAACAUGAUGGACCGCUUCCGUAUUUCCGAGUGCCAGUCCUGCAACGUCAUGGAGGGCCACUGGCUGAUGUUUGAGCAGCCCAACUACAGGGGCAGGAUGAUGUACCUGAGACCAGGAGAGUACAGGAACCUGAGGGAGAUGGGGCUGAGCACGAGGUUCAGCUCCAUCAGGCGCAUCAUGGACGUCUGUUAGCGUCUGAGCCUUGAAUGUAGCUGGUGAAAACCAGAAUAAAGCAAGCUGAAAUCCA